Molecule: messenger RNA, 1314 nt
Organism: Symbiodinium necroappetens
Lineage: Eukaryota; Dinophyceae; Suessiales; Symbiodiniaceae
Source: the annotation of a GenBank genome assembly
GUUCUGGACAAGUCGCUGGGCGUCAACAUUAACAAGAAGCUCGGUUUGGAGGUGAGCGUUCUCAGCGAGAACUUGAAGGAGAUCAUGCGCGGCGUGCGGUUGCACUUGACUGAGCUGAUCGAGGGCCUCGAUGAGCAGGAGGUGAAGGCAAUGUCGCUUGGCUUAGCGCACACGCUGUCUCGUUUCAAGCUAAAGUUCUCGCCGGACAAGGUUGACACCAUGAUCAUCCAGGCUGUCGGCUUGCUGGACGACCUGGAUAAGGAGUUGAAUAACUUUGCCAUGCGACUCCGCGAGUGGUACGGGUGGCACUUUCCAGAGAUGGGGAAGAUCGUAACCGAAAACCUCGCUUAUGCGAAGGUGGUGCGUUUGAUGGGACUGAAAACUCGGGCGAAGGACACGGACCUGUCUGAGAUCGGAGUCCCCGAUGAGAUCGCCGCGGAGGUGAGAUCUGCGGCAGAGACUUCCAUGGUGCAUGUCUGCUUACCACUCGUGCAGACGGGUGAGCUCUCCGACGAAAGGUCCGUGAUGGAGAGGGCGCCGCCCGCUGAGCCGGAUCAUCAAAACGGAGAAGUGGCAGACAUAGCAGUGCACCUUGCGCCACCCGACGAUCUGGAGCAAGGCCCUGCUGAGGACUCGAUGUCGGCGUGGCGGUCUCGCCACCGCCAGUGCAUGGAGAUCCUCGUGCGACAAGAGUGUGGUCGAGAGCACUGUGAAGAGCAGCUCGAAGAACUGAAGGUAAAGCUGCGCGAGGAGACUCAGCGCAGGAUCGAAGCGGAGGCCAAAGUAACACGCCUCCUGGACAUAAUCCAUUCUAUCACUCGUGGGACGAGGGUGGAGCAGUUGGAUUUGGAGGUCGCCAGGCUCUCAGUCAGGAGCCAGGUCUUGAAGGAGAACGCAGAGAAGCACGAAGAGCAAAUGCGUGCGAUGGUGGAGGAGAAGAACGAGUUGAAGCGUCGUUACGACGAGCUCCGGACUCACAGCGAGCGCUUGCAGGAGGAGAAAACGAGCUUGAAACAGAAGUGUGACGACCAGGAUGAGCAGCUGGAGAAGCUGCACCUGGAGCGCCUGACGGAGGGCCUUAAGGAAAUGCUCCGGCUCAAAGGAAUGGAAGAAGAGGAGUGGAUGCAGGAGACUGCAACCGGCUCCUCCCGAGCAGAGGACUGCCAGCGGCCAGCCGACUGCACCCUCCGAAGAGGUUCACUUCGCGCCCCCGAUGCGCACGCUGUGCUAGAGGAAUCGGCGGAGGAGAGCUCGGUGCUGUCGAGCGAAGAAGCAUCGAACGCCAAGGAUCAGGACUUUCGGCUGACCAGGUAG